AUGGCCUUCUGGUGUGUCAGCCACUUUGCCCAGCUUUCUAUCAUCAGCAAACUUGCUGUGGGUGCAUACUGUCUGUUCAUUCAGGACACUAAUGAAGAUGUCGAGAAAGAACACCGAUCUCCUUCCUUGGGGAAAGAUAGAGCAGACACAGUGAUCAUUGGAGGCGGCUGUGUUGGUGUUAGUCUAGCCUAUCACUUGGCUAAGGCUGGCUUAAAGGAUGUCGUUCUACUGGAAAAAUCUGAGCUCACUGCGGGAUCUACUUGGCACGCAGCUGGCUUAACUACUUAUUUUCACCCUGGAAUAAACUUGAAGAAGAUCCAUGCUUACAGCAUCAAACUCUAUGAAAAGCUGGAAGAAGAGACUGGACAGGCUGUGGGGUUUCACCAGCCUGGCAGCAUCAGAAUUGCGUCAACCCCUACUAGGGUGGAUGAAUUCAAAUACCAAAUGACUCGAGCUGGUUGGCAUCCAACAGAGCAGUACCUGAUUACACCUGAGAAAGUGCAAGAGCUAUUCCCCUUAUUGAACAUGGAUAAGGUUUUAGCAGGCCUGUAUAACCCUGGAGAUGGUCACAUAGAUCCCUAUUCUCUGACAAUGGCUUUGGCUGCGGGAGCCAGAAAAUACGGUGCCCAAUUAAAUUACCCAGUCCAAGUGACUAACCUAAACUCUCGAUCAGAUGGGACAUGGGAGGUUGAAACUCCACUUGGGAUAAUUCAAGCGAAGAGAAUCGUCAAUACUGCAGGAUUUUGGGCCCGUGAAAUAGGCAAAAUGAUUGGCCUGCAGCACCCUGUCAUACCUGUCCAUCAUCAGUAUGUUGUGACAUCAACUGUCCCUGAAGUGAAAGCCCUAAAAACAGAAUUGCCUGUGAUUCGUGACUUAGAAGGAUCAUAUUAUCUAAGGCAAGAAAGAGACGGUCUUUUAUUUGGUCCAUAUGAAAGUCAGGAGAAGAUGAAGCUGCAGGACUCUUGGGUAACAAAUGGAGUCCCACCAGGUUUUGGAAAAGAACUUUUUGAGUCUGAUUUAGACAGAAUAAUGGAAUACAUUGAGGCUGCUAUGGAAAUGGUUCCAGUUCUGAAACAAGCAAACAUCAUAAACACAGUUUCAGGUCCUAUCACUUAUUCUCCAGACAUUCUUCCUAUGGUGGGACCACAUCAAGGUGUCAGAAAUUACUGGGUAGCUAUUGGGUUUGGGUAUGGAAUUAUACAUGCUGGUGGCAUAGGGAAGUACCUGAGUGACUGGAUCCUUGAAGGGGAACCUCCGUUUGACCUGAUAGAAUUAGAUCCUAAUCGCUACGGGAAGUGGACCACUACAGAAUACACAGCAGCCAAAGCAAGAGAAUCUUAUGGUUUUAAUAACAUUAUUAUUUACCCUAAAGAAGAAAGAUUUGCUGGGAGACCAACAGAGAGGACUAGUGGGCUGUAUGAUUUGCUGAAAACAAAGUGUUCAAUGGGCUUUCAUGCAGGAUGGGAACAACCUCAUUGGUUCUACAAAGCUGGAGAUGAGACUGGAUACAAACCCAGUUUUCGGCGCACAAAUUGGUUUGACCCAGUGGGCCGUGAGUAUAAACAGGUUAUGGAAAAAGUUGGUGUGAUUGACCUGUCACCAUUUGGCAAGUUUAAAGUGAAAGGCACUGAUUCUGUUAAGCUGCUGGAUCAUCUGUUUGCAAAUGUUGUUCCAAAGGUUGGUUCCACAAAUAUAAGUCACAUGUUGACACCCAGAGGAAAAGUUUAUGCUGAGCUAACAGUGUCUCAACUGUAUCCAGGUGAAUUUAUGCUUGUAACAGGCUCAGGAUCAGAACUUCAUGAUCUAAGAUGGAUAGAAGAGGAGGUAGUGAGAGGUGGAUACAAAGUUGAAAUAGAAAACAUGACAGAUGAGAUGGGAGUACUUGGUGUAGCAGGUCCAUAUGCACGACAGGUCCUCCAGAAAUUGACAUCUGAGGAUCUGAGUGAUGAAUCAUUUAAAUUUCUCCAGUCUAGACAUUUGAAACUCUCCGAUAUUGCUGUUACUGCCAUAAGAAUAUCAUACACAGGUGAAUUGGGAUGGGAACUGUAUCAUAGAAAAGAAGACUCUGUAGCUCUUUACAAUGCAAUCAUGGAUGCUGGCCAAAAAGAGGGAAUUGACAACUUUGGAACAUAUGCUCUGAAUGCUUUAAGGCUAGAAAAGGGUUUCCGAGCCUGGGGGGCAGAGAUGAACUGUGACACUAAUCCCUUGGAAGCUGGACUAGAAUAUUUUGUAAAGCUAAACAAGCCAGCAGACUUUACAGGAAAGAAAACACUGAAGCAGAUUAAAGAAGAGGGACUCAAACGACGACUAGUAUAUCUCACCCUGGAAACAGAUGAUGUUGAUCCUGAGGGAAAUGAAAGUGUGUGGCAUAAUGGCAAGGUUAUUGGCAACACCACAUCUGGAAGUUUCAGCUACAGUGCCAAGCAGAGUCUGGCUUUUGCAUAUGUUCCCAUUGAGCUCAGCAAAGUUGGACAGAAGUUGGAAGUUGAACUUCUAGGAAAAAAUUAUUCAGCAACUAUUAUACAAGAGCCACUGGUGUUGACUGAGCCAACAAGAACACGCCUUCAGAGAAAGGGUCAAAGUCCCAAAAUAUAAACACAGAUGAGAACACAGGAAAUUGUGCAGUAUAUUGUGCAGUUCUUUUUAUAUGCAUGCAAUUAAGAGAAUUAAACUACUCAGGUUACUCAAUUACUGAACAUAAGAACCUCAUUGCCAUUCUUCACUGGGAAAUUUGAUGCCAUUGCCCCCUUGCUUCCUUGUAUGCAUUGUUCUGAGCACAGGUGAUGGACCAGUAUGUGUUCACUCUGUCAGUAACAGCUGAGAGCAGAAACUGGCUGGGUUUGAUUCAGCUUGCUCAGAUGCUGGCUGGCAGAUCUGAAUUCAGGUAGAGGAAGUAGUUGCUCUUAACACUGACUAAUAGCAAAUUCUUCCUUCAGCUGGAGACUCAUAGUUCCUCCUUUCUCUGUCCUUGGGGUAAAGUAGCUUAUCCUUAUAAGUGGUUAUGGCUUAACAAACUUAUCAAUAAAAUAAUAUCACUGUUCUGCACAGAAAUGCUCUCUAAAGAAUGGAAAUCUAUCCCAUGAAUCAUUACAAAGUAAUAAAGACAGUAUUAAAGGCAAACUGAAUUGCUUUUUUUUUUCCCCUCAAUGUAUCACUGGCAGAAAUGAUCAAAAUCUUCUUCUUAAUGCAAUAGUUACAGGAAACGUUCAUCAUUAUUUCAUACAGAUGAGCUGGUAGAUAACGUGUACAUGUUAUUGCUCAGUCUCUGAAAGGAAAUUAAAAUACUGUCUGAAGCAUUCACUGGUCUAAAUAUGAAAAAAAACCAAAAACCUUCAGGUGAAUUAUUGAUGAGAGACAGGUGACGAAGAAAUAAAACCACUCCACAUUGCCAUUUCUGCUUCUAUGUCUCUGCUUUGAGCGGGAGAUGCGAGCGGUCACCCCACCGUCUGAUCCAGGUCCACUACAGCUGCGGGCUGCUCUCUCUGCCUCUUUCUCUCUGCCAGAAUCCCCAAAUAACUGUCACAACGAGCCUGCCCAUCUCUCACCUAGCUGGACUUCAUUAGGAUGGACAUUCCUCUUGGAAUUGCCUGCUAUAAAUGCACACACUUGUCCGCCCAGGCAACUUUUACGGCAGCUGCAAAGCCGGAGGGAAAGCAACAGAUCAGUGCAACGUCUCUUGUUAAAAGGAGGUGGGGGUUAGAGUUGCAGCCUAGUUGGGAGGCAGCAUCUCAACCUGCAGGAGUCUCCCAGGGCACAGACCUGUGAGUUGCUUUGCAGUUUUGUUUUGGCGUGCCACUGAAGAUCUUCUAUUCCUCCUUUUCCUGUUAAUUGUAGACUGAGCAGUGGUUAAAACAUUGUUAAACAGAAAUAUUGAUGAUGAAAAAAUUGUAAUCCACAGGAGAUGAGGUUCUUAUAUUUGAUAAGCCAAGUAAGUAGGAUUGGGAUAAUGUAAACAGUGGAAAUACACUGAAUUAUUAAAACACAUUUCUGAAUUCCAUAAUAUUCUCACCAGUUCUUUUGAAUUAAAACGUCAUAUGAUUUCCAGCACUCACCUGUAGGCUAUAGACAAACAUUUUUGAAGUUCACAUGACUGUAAAUAAUACUCAACAUGAUUUUUUCCCCAAGUGCUUUAUCUAAAUCUUUCUCAAAGAAGGAAAUAUAUCAGGAGAAACACAAUUUGAGUAGUGAACAUUUACACUUAUUAAAAGAUUUAUUCCACACGUUGUGUUGUUCCAAAUCUCUUUAAAAGAAAAGAUC
This is a messenger RNA of Phasianus colchicus (ring-necked pheasant), 4257 nucleotides long. The record is from RefSeq and is a predicted model, not a curated record. Lineage: Eukaryota; Metazoa; Chordata; Aves; Galliformes; Phasianidae.